Molecule: messenger RNA, 396 nt
Organism: Thalassophryne amazonica
Lineage: Eukaryota; Metazoa; Chordata; Actinopteri; Batrachoidiformes; Batrachoididae
Product: band 4.1-like protein 2
Exons: 6
Cellular component (GO): cytoskeleton
Molecular function (GO): structural molecule activity; actin binding
Source: RefSeq, a predicted model, not a curated record
AUGGAACUGCAGCAGAUACCAGGAAUAGAGGAACUUAAUAUCGCAGAAGGUGAGGAAAAACGUAAUGAAAAUUCUCAUGAACAGGACCAGCUGAAGUCCACGUUGGAUGAGAUGUCUCCAGAACUGAGCGCUCUGUUGAAGUCAGCCCGGGAACAGCAGACCUUCAGAGAUCACAACCUGCUCCAGACCUCAGAGAAAGUGGAAACAGUCUUUUUGAUGGAUUCACGUAACCAGGACCAGACAGUGGCAGGCCAGCCCCAGGUGAUGAGGACAACUAUCACCUAUGAAGCUCCUGGGACUCGGCUGCACUCAGAAUGUCCUGAGGCGGUGCUGUUGAGCUCCCAGACCUUCACUGCAGAGACCUCCUCAACCAGCACCACCACACGCAUCACCAAG